AUGGUUCUCGGGGCGGCUGCCAUGGGGGCGGUUCUGCCGGUGAUGGCCAUGCCCGCGCUUUGUGCGCUCUGGGCACAAAUGCUGGUGAUGCUUCCCGUUGGUUUUGGCAUGGCCUUGAUGGGGGAUCCCACUUUCCCCCGGCUUGUGAGCGCACUGAAGCUGACGGGAAGCGAAGACGAAGCCGUCGCAGUUGUUUUGUACGACGGACUCUACUCGGGGGGCAUGAUCAUGGGGCCCUUUGUUGGCCUGUCGCUCAAAAACGCCACGUCAUCAGCGACAGUUCUGCAGAUCCUGAGCGGGUGCCUUGCGCUUAUGAUAAGCGCGAUAUACUGCGGAACCGAAUCCACUUUCGGAGGAGCGCAGCCGCGGUCUUCGCUGCCUGGCGACGUUCUGCGCAUCAUCCUGAACAAAAUCGGCCUGAAGGAUCGCCUGCGGCUGGAGCUGCUGAGCAAGAGCCAUCGAGACACGCUGAGGGAGCCGGAACUUUGGCGGGAGCUAAACCUUGCGUCCAUGCAAGCUCUGGACCUCAGCGAUGACCAGCUACUCCAUCUGUUGAGCAGAACGAACUCAGGCUUGUUGGAGAAGCUCUCAUCUCAGGUAUACGCCAUGGCGGAGAUUCUCGAGGAACUGACGCAGGCUGAAAGCUUCAUCAAGAGACCUUUCAACGAGUGUCUGAACAGGCUACCAAUGGCUGUGGAAGUUGGUCCCCACAGAGCCAACAUUCUGUUCCCCCUGACUGCGAUCCUCUUCUCUUUCCUUUACCGAGUAGUGCCGGCAUCUUGGGGUCCAACAAGAGCGAUCGUUGAAACAUGCACAACCUGGUUCAGCGACCAAGUCAACCGGGUGAUUCGGAUCUUCCCUCGGAUCUUGAGACUCAUCGCGGCUUGUCAGGCAAAUAUAAAGCACCCCAGUGCUUUCAAGAGGACUCUUCUUGCUUCCUUCAACGGUCCACCCAGUGUGAGGCUUGCUCAAGUAGACUCAGCAAAGGUUGCUGUUUUUUUAAACGCCUCUGGGGCCGCAGAUCUAUCACCAGCCUUCAUCGCAGCCUGCAUCGUAGCUCUCUCAGCCGCAGGAUUCAAGACAGAAUUCAGAAUGGAGGGCAACAUGGACCCUCUGUUCUCCCUGCACCUGGUCAGUCUGAUCCAGGCUUUGGCUGUCGACUGCUCAGUGCGCGUAAAUCUGCUAGUUUCUGGCGCGCACUUUGGGCCGAAUCUGAAGCACUUUCUGAAGAACUUCAAUUCUUGGUUGGGUGAUCAGGAAGGGGGUUCAGAGCAUGAUGUAGCCGCUUCUCUCUCCUCGAGCCUCGCAGCAUUCCGUUCCUCGGUGUAUCCGGAUUCAUCAGCAGCAUAUCAGAGAUUCGAGCAGAAGUUUUUCGUCCUGGCUAAGCUCAGGACGGAGGUCGAAGCGAUAGCAGGCAGGGCUUAUACACGCGGUGCUAAAGCCAAGGUUUUGAGCCAGAGUGUGGUCAUUGAGAACCUCCUCAAUGGAGUAGAUCAGCAUCUUCUGCGAGACGAACUGCAGGAAUACCUGAGCGCGUCACCUUCCAAGCUCCGCCUCGUCUUGCGGAACUGCCGGCUGAGUAACGCAAACAUCGUUUCGCUCUGCGAUAUGCUGGGGGAGCGUGGUGUGGGCCACGUCACAUUUCAGCAGACUGGAUUCAUGCGCCCUAGGUUCCGGUUGGGAAACUCCGUCCUUUCGUCUUUGGGGUUGCGCAACAGCAAGGACCUUCAAAUCCUGGAGCUGGACUGUCGCCUCCGUCAAUCAGACUUCCACGCACUGACCGCUUUCCUGGAUGCGAACGAGCCGGGUGCCAAGAUCCAGAUCCAUAUGCGUCGGUCCUUCUACUGCCUGGACCUUCGCAAAGCCCGGGGAGUCCUCUCAAAGCUGAAGGCGCUGUGCUCCUCAGAGCGGGGUGCCCGGGUGAGAGUGGUGCAGCACCCAGGUGGAGCACCGGGCGGGAGUCUUGAUCAGGCCACGGAUAGCGUCAGCACCUUCGAUAACUCGCCCUUUGAGCGCGAGGUUGCCACAGCAAUAAAGUACGAGUUGCUGCUCAAGGGAAUAUACCUCACUAUUGACGUCCUGCAACUCUUCGAUCAACUAUCCUGCCUCCUCUACGUCUUUCAAAGGAUGCUGCUGGGGCAAGCCAAGCCGCUGACGUCACUUUGGGGCGCGGGAUUCGUUCUCGAGUCCAUGUGGCGGCCAGUCCACUCUUUGCUACAAGGCGAGAGCCAUGUUUUGGCUGCCAGUGCUACGAGCCUUUUCUAUGCUGCGCUUUUCCCGUGGUACCGCAUCCUAGUCCAGUACGCGGUUGAAGCUUGCGUGGCGUAUCUGUGGGCCUGUCUUGUUUGGACAGCGUUGAAACAGCUUGCUAGGCUGCCAGGGGCGGCUUUAACACGAAGGUAG
Molecule: messenger RNA, 2403 nt
Organism: Klebsormidium nitens
Lineage: Eukaryota; Viridiplantae; Streptophyta; Klebsormidiophyceae; Klebsormidiales; Klebsormidiaceae
Source: the annotation of a GenBank genome assembly